CACGUCGCGACGGCCCGCCGGCGCUCGGCGCCGCCAUCCUCGCUGACCUCAAGGAGCUCGCCGCGACCACGGACGAGACGUGUGGGGUGCUGCUCAUCGUGCUCGCGUACGUGACGCGCUACGGCCAAGACCUCGCAGAAAGCACGCCGGCCCAGCUCGUCGCCUUGGCCGCUGACGUGCAGCAGUUUGCCGACAAAGACAGUACGCCGGCCACCCGCGAUGCGGCGCUCGACGUGCUCACGGCGAUCGUCUCGCGGACGAGAUGCUUUGACCCCGCGCUCUUGGCGACGAUCGCGACCGACCGCGCCGCCUCGGACGCCGAGCGCCGCUUUGUUGCGGUGUGCGUGCUUGUCGCGCCGACGAUCCAGACUGUCGAUGAGGCGCAACGUGUGCUUGCGUCUGCGCUCUCGAGUGGUUUGGAUGCGGCGCCCACGUCUUUGAUUCUUCUGGCGCUUACAUUGGCCGACUUGGCGCCGUACAGCGGGCCCAACCUUCAACAUGUGGCCACUGCCGCGCUGGGCCACGUCCUUACUUGCGAUCUGCAGCUCGCGUUGGGUCUCUGCAUGGUCGUGCUCGGCGGCGCAGGCGGCCCAUUCCAGGUCUGGCAAUUGGUGGCUUCGCGCCACGAGCGCCACUUCCACGCCGACGCUCUCGACGUCGGAGCGCGCAGCUCUCUGUCGCAAUCAUGGGCAGCGAUUACCGACGCAGUGCCUAUGGCCUCUAGUCCGACCAUCGAGGCGCUCGUCGGAGGCAUCCCAGACGCCGCCGCGCCAACGACGCCCAGCGUGUGGUUCACGCCUGCACUCCAAGGUUUCGUCGAUGUCGCAGCCGUGCGUGCGAUCAGUGACACGAUGGCGAUCUAUGUCUCGGUCCACCAGUUGCUCGAGCAAGGCAUGCGCAUGUGCGAGAUCGCUGCAAUGUGCAGUGCCUCCGUGCCCGCGCUCCGCAAGCGCAUGGUGGACGGCUUCUUGACGCCUCUCGUGCAACGCAUGUCCGUAAGCGUGCCGGUCAAUGUCGUCCAGGAUUUGUACGACGUGCUGCACAUGCUGCGCCCAUGGGACGCCGCGACCUGCGCUUAUACGAGCAUCGACGACGUCGACCUCUUUGGACCACUCCAGACCGAAUUGCGUCGCAUGAUGGGCGAAACGCGCGCCAACGCCGACGUGUGCUUCUGGGCGUGCAAGGCCUAUUUGCUUGUCGCUGCCGACGACGCGCGCUCGUUGGCCCCUGUCGUGGACGCUCUUCCAAGCACCACGGCGCUCGAGUUUGUGCCACUUUUGUGCAGCUCCGCGCGCGCCAGCACGGCGCUGACCAUUGUCGAGCAGGCAUGGAGCAGCGCGUUACACCAUCGGUGGUCGCUCGACCCGUCCGCCCGUGCGCUCGCUAUGCUCGGCCGCGCGUGCGGUACCGAAAAGCAGCAUCGUAGCCGCGUCGGCAAGCUGCUUGAUACGAGUAUGGAGAACGCAUCGGCGUCGAUCGAGAUUUUGUACGCCGUCGCCGCUUGGUUUCCCGUCUGCGACUUCACACAGUCGACGCUCGAAGCCGCCUACCGAAAUGUUUACAUGCCGGUGGCUCACAAAGCCACGUUUGUACUGGCGCUCUCGACGGCGGUCGAGAUCAGCGGUGGCCUUUGCUGGCUGGAUACGCUGACGACACACGUCGUCAUGUCGGAGGUGUGCAAGCUUGCGUGCGUCCUCGCCGCGUCGCGCCGGCCGUGGCUGCCUGUCGUCGUUGCCUUUUUUGCGCGACACAGCGAGGACGAGGUCGUGGCCACCAACGUCCGUGCACACAUGGCAGCGCUCGCCAAGGUGGACGACUUCAAGUCGGCCACGGCCAUGGCCCUCCACUUGCUCUGGCCGAUUUUGUGGCGGUACGCGGAGCUCACGGAGGAGCUCCCGUACGACGCAACCCUCUGUCGUCGUCUCGCCGCGUUCCCUGCGCAGAUUUUGGGCUUCUCGUCCACGGACGACCCGGCCUUUGCCGCAAUCUUCCGUCCAUUUGUGGCGUUCUUGGCCCACGCCGACGUCCUUGACCCAAACGACGUCAAGGUCCUCCACGAGCUACAGUGCGACGACAACGAGACAGGGCAGAUCCUCGCGGCGCUCGUGCGCCAGAGCAAGGUACCCACGGACGCGUCGAUGGCGGCUACUUGUGUGGCUCUUGAAGGCGGCUUUGGCCUUCUCCGGGUGCUCCCUUAUCUCGGGCCGUCGCUCAGUUACCUUGUCCAGCCGCAGCAGAGCGCCACGUUCUGCGCCGCCACCGCCAUGACGGUGAGCAACAUCCUAUUGGCCGCGCGCGACCCCGCAACGAUCACGGCUGCAGUCAAUUUGCUGCGUUUUAUCUUUUUUCGCGGCUGGCGCGUCGCCGCGGAUGACAGCGGCGCGCAGUGGGUGUUGCUGCGGUGCUGCCUGCGCCACAUUGUCGCGCACCCGGAUCUCGCGGCGAACUUGUCGACGAUGGUGGAGGCGUUUUCGACCACUGCGGGUUUCGUCCAUUACAAGCAGCGACUCGGCGACAGCAUCAUGGCACUGAUGGCCGAUGCCACCCUCCGCGGGCGACUAGAUUGGCCGUUGACGGUGCUGCGCCACCACCCGGGCCCCGUGCAGUGGCUCUCGGCGCUUGAAGCUCUUGCGACCGACGACCACGGCGCCGCGCGGCAACCCGUCACGAGCGUCCACUUGGCCUGCACGGCACCCACGGCGCUCUACACGCGCAUGCUUUGCGCCGAUGACGCAACGGUCGCUCUGCACGCGUUGCUCGCGCUCAAAGUGCGCGACGCGUCGCCGGCUGCCAUGCUGCACAUGGCAACGUGCAUCGGGCGCGGCCGAGUACCGAUGGCGCUCGAUACCCAGCAGUGGCGUGCCAUUCACGACCGUCGCCGCUCGGUGGCCCUGCCUCCUCUCGGCGGAAACGACCGCGAGGUCCUCGCUGCCUCGGUCCAGCAGCUUGCCUUGGACGCCGACAUGACCGUGGCGAUCGCUGCCAUGCGUGUGUGCAGCGCGUACCGGCAAGACCCAGAACGGCUGCACGUGGAAGCCGAGUCCGCGCCCGGGACCCUCCCGGUGACGUGGGCGAGCAUCUCUGACAAGCACGUCGACGACUGGGUCAAGGACACGGCACAGAACGUCGUUGCAUGCUCCAACGACACGUUGCUUGCGGCGUGCACCGACUUGGUGGCCUGCGACGUCGGUAUCGCGCGACAGUGUCUCGCCAUCGGCCUUGAAAAGGUCUUUGGCGCGAAUGCCCACGACGCCAUGUUUGCCGCCACGAUCGCCAACGUCGUCGUCGACGCGCCCGUGCUUCACGGUCAAGUGCUCCUCGAGGCGCUCCUUCGCGUGGCGGCGCCCAACCUGCCGUGGCUCCUUCUGGCUCGGCACGCGCUUCGGUGCAGCAUGCCGUUCUCGGCGCUCCACUGCAUCGAACGUGCGGCCACAGACGACGUGAAGGCGCUCCUUCUGGACGCGUACACUGCGAUUGGCGACGCCGCCAGCAACGCCAACGCGUACUGGGCGUCGACGCCGCCAUCCAAGCGCCUGCGUGACUACGACGGGGUGGUGACCGCCAUCAUUGAGCGCUCGAGCUUGGAUCUGGACGCACCGAGCACGAGCACGAGACUCGUCCACAACUGCUUUGCCGCUUUCGAGGCCGGUCAGCACACGCGUCUGGCGUCACUGGUGGCAACAGCCAAGCAGCGCAUCCUUGAAGGCGUCUCGCUCAUCAGCUUCGAGCCCACGAUCGCGACCGCCAAGGCCGUGCUGCACCUCCAAGUUCUGGCCAGGAUUGAAGACGCCAGCGCUCAUCGUCAGAUCCAUGGCGACGGGUUGGCGCUCAUCACGCGUUGGGAGGAGAACCACGUGCACGCCGAGCCGAGCGCGCUCUCGCACCUACGCAGCGUCGAGACGCGGCUCCUUUCCGUUCUUGGCAGCUCCGACCUGCGAGACGCGACUCUUUUGGACGAGCCCACGACGCGGCUUCCUAGUCAGAAACAUGAGUCGUCGGUCGUGACGACGCUCCGCGCGCUUGCCGGGAGCCUCCGGUAA
Messenger RNA from Saprolegnia parasitica CBS 223.65, 4040 nucleotides. RefSeq lists its product as hypothetical. The transcript is spliced from 4 exons. The annotation marks the transcript as partial. The record is from RefSeq and is a predicted model, not a curated record. NCBI's taxonomy places the organism in Eukaryota, Oomycota, Saprolegniomycetes, Saprolegniales, Saprolegniaceae.